Molecule: messenger RNA, 497 nt
Organism: Medioppia subpectinata
Lineage: Eukaryota; Metazoa; Arthropoda; Arachnida; Sarcoptiformes; Oppiidae
Source: the annotation of a GenBank genome assembly
ACUUCAUUCAUGGCUCAGAACAUGCAUUAUCUAACAUUACUUAUAUAAUAUACACGUUUAGUAUUAGAACAAUGUAUUUAUUUUAUAUAUACUUGGUUUAUAUUUAGUGUAAUUUAAUAAAUAUUAUUCAUAAAAUGACCAAAAGUGUGGCCAUUAUUGGCGCCGGUAUUGCCGGUCUGACUGCAGCACAAAAAUUACACGAAAACAGUUUCAAUGAAAUCACAAUUUUUGAAGCGUUGGACAGAAUCGGCGGACGUAUUCAUACCAUCCCUUUUGGCAAUGGUGUACUAGAAUUGGGCGCCCAAUGGCUUCACGGACAGCACGGAAACCCCCUCUACUAUAUGGCCAAAGAACGAGACCUUAUCUCAAAUCCAAGAGUCGAUUACGGUAUGGAAGGAACCGGAAUAUUCUGUACGGAUUUGGGACAACUGCUCAAUACUGACGAUAUAAAUCAAGUUAUUUCUUAUUUACACCGAAUUAAAGACGAAAUGAGUGAC